Molecule: messenger RNA, 2156 nt
Organism: Cercospora beticola
Lineage: Eukaryota; Fungi; Ascomycota; Dothideomycetes; Mycosphaerellales; Mycosphaerellaceae
Source: RefSeq, a predicted model, not a curated record
CCUUGCUUUUCGAAACCCAGGGUCCCUCAUUUUCACGGGUCUUUGUAAGAUGCUUUUCUAUACACACGAUACGAUGCCAUUAUACACAAUUGAUCACAGCACUAUACUUCACUCUGCCGCGGUACGAACCAUCUAAGCUCAGACGGCUCGUCUGACAAGCCACUCUUCUCCAACGACGGAGAGAUUCUUGGCAUUGACAGUCCAUCUGCAUCAAGUGACUCCAACGACGAGGAAGAAGGCCCGAAGAAGGCUCAGAACAUCGCAGCGGAAUCGUGGCGGCCCAGAGAGCGAUACGGAUAUCAGCAAUGGAGAUUCUGUGUCCAGUUCAGAGGCCCAAUCUUUCGCUAGUUUCAUGCAGCGGCGUGUUAUCGGACGUCUAGCACCCACGACAAGAUGGCAUUGCUUCUAUUGAGACAAAGAAACGUGGAGGACAUUCACAAUGCCAUUCAUCUUCAGCAUAGUCACUCGCGACUCGGCAUAACCUCUUUGUCACCAUUCACAAUGCUCUACUCUUUCGUGCAAGAUCAAAACUCUGCCGCUCGAUGCAUGAAGAACUCUUCUCCUUUCUUCGGAAAUCUCCUGCUUCGACAAGCAACAGCUCUUGGGAAAGCAAUCAACCUCGACUGGUAUCGAGGAUUCAAAAGCAAGCCCCCUCUAUCAAUCUCGGAGAAAUAUCAAAAAGCUGCAGGUCGGCGACUAUCUACGAGAGACACCGCAAGAUGUGGAGAAACUUCCGGUACGAAACAGACGCCGAGGCGGCCUGGAGGGAAAGGCGCGAGAGGGAUCGAGCCGCGGAAGAGAGUGCGGUUUCCGGGAGGAGAAGAAGCACUCGGGCGUCCAACGGUCGAAGGGAUGACGGAGCUGCACCAUCUUUGGCCUCUGCACUAGCUGUCGAUCAACAUGAAGGGGCCGGCGAAGCAAUGGAGGUCGAUGCUGGAGGCAAUGAUCACGAUGAUGAGACCGACGGCAGGACGAUGGUCGAUGCAGCUUUCAACGAGGAGGCUAACCAUGAUAGCGAGUCGGAUUCUUCCGACAUUGUCAUUCCUCCGCGUAAGAGACAGCGCAGACGAUACAGCCCUGCGGACAAAGACGGAAAGGAUGAGAAUUAUGACGACGGCACGAUUGUUGUUGUCAAGCGCAAGCGAAUCUCGAGCUCCGGCAUGGAUAUGACUGAGGACAGCCGUAGUGAGAAAGACGCGAUGGAUCUUGACCAGAACAAAGACACUAGCAAGACUAGCGGUGCGGGCGGCUCCGGUUCCAAAAUCGUGUUCAAUACACGCAAGAGAAAAGCACCGCAGCCUACGAAAGCUAGAUUCCUGGACACUCGCUCUGCCCCACUGCAGACCGCUCAGCCUCUGCCCGCUGCACGGUCUUCUCAAAUUCAUACCAAGUUGGACACUAUCUACGACAAAUCCUCCAACACGUAUGACCUCACCCUCAAUGUCAGAACUUCUCCUCACCAGAGGCACGCAAGUUGCGUCGAGUACAUCAUCGACGUAUUCAUCACGCCUCAGAAGAAUCCCGGCUCUCAAUCCCGACGCACCAAGUCAAAUUCCGACGAACAGCCACGAUCCGGCUACCUCACUGCGACUGUCAUCGAUAUAACCCCAGAGACCUCCCCUUGGAAGACCGAACUCCUCCUCCCAGGUCCAAACAUCCGUCCGCUCGACCACCACACCGCCUCCGAAUCCUCCCACUCAGGCCUCGACGAACUCCAGCUUACCCUCCAAAACAUCUACACCAAAGCUGGAGAAGUCCGCCCAGAAUUCUCCGACCAUGUCGACGACCUUCUCCCCCGCAUCUCCCUCACUGGCCCCUCCAACAAUCAACUCCUCUACAUUCCCGAAUUCUUCCUCCAUCAACCCUUCCGGGGCACAGGACUCGCUCAAGGAGUUCUACAAAACAUUCUUUCCUGGAUCACGACGCUCAGGUCUCCGAGUGUUUUGUUUCCUGGAGGAACGGUGAUUUUGUCUCCUGCGGCUUUUCGGACGACAAUGGAGGAGGUUAAGGGGAGUGGAGCUACGGAUCAGGAUUACCUGGAGACGGAGAGGAAACUGGUGAGGUCGUAUGAGAAGAGCGGGUUUGAGGUUUGGUGGCAAGGCGAUGAGGACAGAGGUGGAAGGGCGAUGACGAUUAUGGGGAGGCGGGUAUAUUAG